AUGAAACAUUUCUUUUAAAAGUAAAGUUAAUUUUCACUGCACAGUCCCUAAUAAAAAAACAACCAACCUAUUGAGGCGUAUUAUAAUCUAAUUCAGGAUAAAGGAGAAAAUUCUCCAAGUUUCCAUUUUGAAAAUGCUAAAAAUAAUUUCAGAAAUUCAUCUUUAAUUGAUGAAGAAUGUUGCUAAACAGACGGUUAUUCUACGUUUUAUAAAACUGAACAAUCUAAUCAAUUCACUAAUACGAAUGAUGGUUGGUUUAAGAAAAUUCCUAAAGCAGAAAAUGCUUUGAAGUUGAAAGGUUUAGAUCAUAAAUCAAAUAAUUCUACUCCUCAUUGUAUUCGACCUAAAGCAAUUUCUUUAACUUCUUAGACAAGUAGCUUUUUAAAUAGGAUUUAAGAUCCUUAAGUUCAAAGAAAACAAUCAGUAUAAGUAUUUACAACACGAAACAGCACAUUUGGGCAUUCUUAACAAUAAAAAAUAGAACAUCCCCAGCCCACAGCCUCUGAUCAAAUAUAAAAUAAAAAAACUUAAAGGAAGAAGAAGCAAGAAAAGAUUUAUAAACAAACUGAACGGGUUUUAAAAGAGAUCGAAGUACGUAAGCACACAUUUACGACAUUUGGGUUCAAGGCUUAAGAGAAAUCGGAAGAUCCUCUUCUAUAGUACACUAUCAACAAGAUGCUUAACUCUAACAGGCCCAAAGGUUCUAUGUUUGUAACAGAUUUAUGGCCAGAAUCUAAUGUAAAAUAAUUUAUUAGUUAUUAAAAAAUGGGCUAGGGAAAAUAUAUUAUGAGAAAAAUUGCUUAAUAGGCGUUUAAGAAAGAUGAAGAGGGCGUUUACUAUUUUUUCAAAGAUAAUGCUCCUAAUGAUAAUCGCUAACAGAAGUAAAUUCAAACAGUAUUUUAAUCUAAAGACUCAAAGUACGAAAAGCUAAUUAAGAAGUUCGUUCCUUAAGAGUAGGGAGAAUACUAAUUGAAUAGUAAUGUUUAUAAGUAUGAUCCAAAUGCUUGCUCUGAAAUAGUUGAGCAAAUCUACUAAUAAAAUUAUCAAGAUAAAAAGUUAGAAAAUUAAUAUAGUCUAAGCCUAAAAAAUUAAUAGUCUCUUGGUGGAGAUGAAAAAAUCUUAGAUUAAAAUGACACCAAAAGAAAAUUAUCAUAAAAGGGAUAAUUGUCUCCCUAAAUCAAAAGAUAAUCUAUGAUAAACUAUGCAAAUAAGUUUAAAUUUUAAAAAAUAAACAAAAAAUAUCUUUUCUUCUCUAAAGAAGAAUACGAUGAAAAGCUUGCACUCAAAAAUAUGAUUAUAGACAAAAUAAAAAAUUAGAUUGAUACGGAGUCAAACAGGAUAGAUGAUCUAAGUCAAAUUAAUAAAAAAAAGUAAGACCUAGACAGCAACAACAACAACAACUAUUUGGGCAUAAAAACGAACAAAAAUAAAAUUUAAUUCUCAAAUAAAUUAAACAAUAUAUUUGAAUCUAUCCAUGAGUUUUAGGUCAAUAAAAAAAAUUUAAGUGAAAAAAAGGAAAUUGAAAAUCUAUCAAGAUAACUAAAUUAUGCAGUGUUUAAAUCAGUGGAGCAGAAUUUAUUGCACAAAGAUGAUAACGAAACUUGGGGUGAUAAACAAUAUUCUGAAUCUUCUUGA
Molecule: messenger RNA, 1635 nt
Organism: Tetrahymena thermophila SB210
Lineage: Eukaryota; Ciliophora; Oligohymenophorea; Hymenostomatida; Tetrahymenidae
Exons: 6
Source: RefSeq, a predicted model, not a curated record